UGUUGUGGAGUUGACUAUUCCAGACGAAUAAUGAGAUUCUUGGGUUUGGUUUUGAAUCAGGGAUUCUAUUAAGCUUGAAAAGAAGACACGAUCGACCAUGAAUGCGGUACGGAGAAAACCACAUAUCACUUACAUCGUCAAAUUGUGAACUCCGAGAAGAAUGGUCUAACGUGGAGAUCAAAUCUAGAGCGGAAACUACAGCUGCUGAGGCAGAUUAAGGCUUAGUUUAAACCUUUACUUGCAAACUUACUUAUAACUUUGUGAACCUGUUGAUGUAAGCCCCUGGAUUCAUUGCAAGUUAUGGAAACUCAGAUGAUGCUUUUUUGCUUACGAAAGCCAAGGCAGGCCACCAACACCCUGAGGCUAAAGGUUUUCACCAGAGAGAAGAUGAGUUUUUUUCCUCACUGGUGGAAAGAGUAUGCAGAUUGCAGCGAAUGCCCUAUACCACAAGUUGUUUCUAAAAAUAAAUCGAAUAAGCUGUUGACUGAAACUCCUUUAGAAGCUUAUGUGUCUUCUACCCUUUAUGAAGUUGAAGAGGAGAGAGUUGGUGUACUGGUUAAAUGUGGGCUAUAUGAGGUACCAUCGUUCUUUUCAGUGUUGUAGAAUUUUCAUUUAAAUGAUAACAUGUUGAACAUUUAGAGUCCUUAUAUCUAGCUU
Eruca vesicaria subsp. sativa (arugula) is the source of this 657-nucleotide messenger RNA. The record is from the annotation of a GenBank genome assembly. NCBI's taxonomy places the organism in Eukaryota, Viridiplantae, Streptophyta, Magnoliopsida, Brassicales, Brassicaceae.